AUAGAUAGAAGCAAUUCGAUAUUCUUGUAUUCCGCCACCACCAGCAUAUGUUUUAUUAAUGCUUAUACGACGACGAUUCAGAUGAAGUUGAAGAUAAACAAAUAGGCAUAAACCCUUUUAUCAAAAUUGAAUCUUUGUUGUCUGGAAACCAAAUAAUGUGUAUAGCGGUGUUCAUAUGGAAAUCUCAUCCAUUUUACCCUUUCCUCCUAUUGCUCAACAGAGACGAAUAUCACAAUCGGCCAACGACGCCGUUGAGGUGGUGGGAGGACGGUGAAAUAGUCGGUGGAAGAGAUGGGCGGGCGGGUGGAACCUGGUUGGCUUGCACCAAGGAUGGAAAGGUUGCUUUUGUUACGAAUGUGAGAGAAAUCCCAUCCCAUUCGCAAGUCAAAAGCAGAGGAGAUCUCCCUAUUCGCUUUUUGAAGACUCAAAAAAGCCCCCAAGAAUUUGCUGAGGAACUCGUUGGAGAAGCAAACCAGUAUAAUGGGUUCAAUCUAAUAGUUGCUGAUCUUUGCUCGAUGACCAUGCUUUACAUUACUAACAGGCCAAAAGAUGAUGGUCCAUCUAUAAUAGAAGUUUCUCCUGGCAUUCAUGUUUUGUCAAAUGCAAAAUUGGACACUCCAUGGCCCAAGGCUCAAAGGUUGCGACACAGUUUUGAGGAUGUAGUGCAAAAAUGUUGUGAUGCUGAAAUGUCAAUGGAAGAGAUAACUGAAAAACUAAUGACCGACACUACUAAGGAUGAUGAUGAAGAGGAGCUACCUCACAUUUAUCCUCCUGCCUUUGAGUACCUUUUGAGUGCCAUUUUUGUGGAUGCAGAUACACCUUCGGGACGAUAUGGGACAAGAAGUGUUUCUGCAGUGGCUCUGAAAACAAGUGGAGCAGUAUCCUUCUACGAAAGAAGUCUGGAGGACGGUGUUUGGAAGGAGGAGACAAUAAGCUAUCAUAUCGAAAGAGAGAGAAGGUGACCUCCAAAGAAUGGCGAGAUCACAAGAAGACUAGGUAUAUGUAUUUACUGCCAGUUUGCUGAAAUGAAAUAUACACAGGGUAGGGCUCUUGUGGAUGCAUAUGGAUGGAAAGGAGUCCACUAUAGGGUAGCCUUCAACGAAAAGAAAGGAAGGUUUCUCUAAAUAAUAUUUGUUGCAUGCAACUUGGGCGUGAUUGAAUUACAUACUUUGUAUGGUAUCAACCAGCCGCUGCGAAAGUCAUGUUGUUAUUGCUUGAGCAAACAAGAAAUUGCAACAGAAUAUCUAGGCAUGAGUUUUAGCAUCAACUGAUCAUUUAUAACAUAUAACUUAGGAGGCGCAUGCGCUCUUAUUGGACGUAGCCUGUAAAGCAACCGAGAGCGGGCAACAUACUAAACGCCCAAGGCACUACAAA
Molecule: messenger RNA, 1374 nt
Organism: Sesamum indicum (sesame)
Lineage: Eukaryota; Viridiplantae; Streptophyta; Magnoliopsida; Lamiales; Pedaliaceae
Source: RefSeq, a predicted model, not a curated record